Molecule: messenger RNA, 2117 nt
Organism: Bradysia coprophila
Lineage: Eukaryota; Metazoa; Arthropoda; Insecta; Diptera; Sciaridae
Biological process (GO): regulation of DNA-templated transcription
Molecular function (GO): RNA polymerase II cis-regulatory region sequence-specific DNA binding; DNA-binding transcription factor activity, RNA polymerase II-specific
Source: RefSeq, a predicted model, not a curated record
AGUUUGAAUCAAAUGAAGAAGAAGAAGAACAGAAACAUGUAAACAAAAGUCGGUCUGAUGUUUUGCUGACCAAAAUUUAGUUAGACAAAAGGAACAACGAAUCGAUCUCGAUCAAAAACCGAAACCGUUUCACAAAUAUUUCUUCACAUGGCAAAAACACUUAAAAUCGAAAAUGGAGCGAAUGUCAAUUGCUUCGUUCCGAAUUGCUCAAACAAGAAGAUCGUUGACGGUAAUCCAAUACAUUUUUUUCGAGUUCCCCAAGGAAAUGAAGGUCUUCACUGGAAAGUGGCUGUCAAUUCCAGUAUGUCACAGCACGACAAAAAGAUUGGGAUUCUGAAACGCAUUAUUCCACGGAGCACUCUAUACUGUUGUGAACUUCAUUUUAAUAUUGAAACCGACAGCAUUAUCGCAAUAGAUGCGAAUGGAUCGACAGAGUGUAGUAUCAGAUCUGGAAUUUAUCCAUCAAUAAAACCGUCUCGUUCAAGAAGACUUUGGCAAAUACUAGGAGGCCAGGACAGUGGACAGUCUUCAAAACUGAACCGUGAUGAUUGCGACAAUGAUUCACUUCAAUCAGGGGAGGAAAGCGAAGAACAAGAAUCUAACAACGACUAUGUUUCAUUCACCGAAGAAGUAGAGCCCAAAAGCAGGGCCAGACCGGCUACUAAAAGGCGCAUCGGACUCGUAGCACAAAGGCGUACUGCAAAGAAGCGCCAAUACAAGAAGAAAAGUUCGAAAGUCUCAUCGUUCACAGCCCGAUUGCCUAGUAUACCGAAUCCUGACCCUGAACCUACAAACGACGAUGUUUCAUUCACCGAAGAAUUAGAACCCAACACUGAUGACAUUUCGUUGCUAGAUAUGUCGACGUUUCUUUGUAAUAAUUUCGAAGACAAUAAUUUACCAUCUCGAGACCACGCAGACCAAGGUGUAAAUGAUUUCGAUGGUGAAGCCGAGAUAAAAUUCACCCCAAUGAUGCCACUGACAAUAAAGCUCAUGAAAAGGAAAUCAUUGUACUACAUAGGAUUGGAACCGAGUCAUUUCAAUCGACUACUGCGCAUAAUUAACAGGAUGACGAAUGUGUUGACCGAUUCAUGGGUGGAAAUGAAAAUAAUGUUAGGUCUUAGAAAGCAACGGCUGAACGAAGAAUUUGAAGUUCUCGGAGACCUGUUCGACAUUGAAAAGACAACAGCUGAACAAUACUACACCGAAUCGAAAAAUUUGAUUUCCGAUGUCUACCAUUCUCUGACCAGUCCAGAAAUUAGUGCACAAUCAAACGGCGUGCAAAAUCCAUCGAGGACGGAGGAUCACCAGUCAAGCAACGACGAUGAGAGUUCGACCGAAUCGUCUGAAUAUGAAGACCAAGCCGAGAGAGAUAGUGAUGUUGUUACCGAUGAUUUCAGUGGGUCUGAUUCAACUGAAGAUUCUGAGGUGUCGAGAUCAAACAAUUUUUUAAGAGAUGCAGUUGAAUGUCCUAUAUGCAAAGCACGUGUUGGUCCGUUGCGUCUCGACUAUCACAUGCAAAACAUUCACUUGAAUCCACUAAAUUUAAAUAAAACGAUUUGCGGUCUAUGCUUCGAAAAAUUCCGAACAUACAGACUUCUUCGAGACCACCAGAUCGAGGUACACGAUGGAGCGUCAUGCAUGUGUGAUAUUUGUGGAAAAAUGUUCAGCAAAUUGUCAGGUUUGAGGGUGCAUAUCCACGGUGUACACGCGAAAGAUCGUCCCUUUCUUUGCCAUCUUUGUGGAGCCAGUUAUUUUACUUCGUCUAGGUUGAGAGUACAUGAAAAGAGCGCGCACUUGCACGUUCGCAGUUACGCAUGCAAGCUAUGUGACAAGAAAUAUUACCAAGAUAACGUACUUCAAGCUCAUAUUCGUUCUGUUCAUACGGGAGAUCGGAAGUAUCCUUGUCGAGUUGGUUGUGGUAAAUCAUUUUGUCGAAGUGGUGUCCGACACACUCACGAACAAAUGCAUAAGGUUAAAUAUUCGUGUGAAAUUUGUUCGAAAGUAUUUAGCUUCAGAAAUAAUUUGCAGACUCAUUGCAGAAACAUUCACGGACGAAAUGUUAUUGAUACAGAAAAAUGUAAGAUUCAAAUUAAACAAUAAAUUUUGUUGCACUAACC